This is a messenger RNA of Xyrichtys novacula (pearly razorfish), 12995 nucleotides long. The record is from the annotation of a GenBank genome assembly. Lineage: Eukaryota; Metazoa; Chordata; Actinopteri; Labriformes; Labridae.
GUUCAAGUUGGCCAUUCGGGAGUCUUGCUAUCUGAAAAACAGAGUGGCGCAGAAAUUUCAUCCAUUCCUAAAUAUACAAACAAUAUAAUAACUGCAGUAUUCUCUGAUUUCUUGACAUUUGUAAUCAGCUGAUAAAAUAAUAAUUUCAGAAAGGUGUAUGCGUUUGCUGCUCCUCAAGUGUGCAUCAUCUUACUUCACACACGAUCUUCGGUGGGCAGGCAGAAAACAUUCACGCAUGUACAUUAUGACCUUCCAGUGCAGCUGCCUGCGAAGGCUGCACGAGCCGAGGUGACGGUCCGGAGCUGAAACACGACGAAUUUCACGGCGGAUUUUUAAGCAUAAACCCACCGUAAAUGGGUUUAUCACCACAUCAGCCGUUACUCUCGUCACUCCCGUUUACCUCGAGCGAUAUUUGUGGAUGGAUUAUAUCAUUCACGUCUUACCGAGAAGCCUUAACAACGCCCAGUCAGCAGCGGCAGCCAUAGCUCCGUCAUUGACGCUGGAGGUUAGUGGGCUCGUCAUCCGCAGACUGCCAUUUCACUAGCUAGCCGAGACAACCGCAAGCUAACAGGCUAACCGGGGCUAGGCUUGAGGAGUGGAUAUGCUUGCUAACAUGAAGCUAACGCGAACCUAAUGUACCGACUUGUUAUUUUCAGGUCCUUUUGAGUUAGUAUAUUUCCAUUUGUUUCUUUAGUGUUUCUGUAUCACGUGGGUGGUGUUUUGUUUGCUAAUAUACUCAUAAAUUUAGCAUUAAGUUAGGCCCAUUUAAACGCAACCGGUGGCUUUAUUCCAUAUAAAGAGGAUACUUUGUAAUAAGUGUGAGUUAAUUUACUCAUGACUCAUUUUGUUUAACAGUAUUAGACUGUAUUUCUAGCGGUUAACAGAGUCACGUGUACCCGGUGAUUAGGUUAUAUCUGUCAGUCUAGUAACGUAGAUCCUCCCGGUGUCCGCUGUGUUGUUACAUAAUGUUGAGUUUUCGCUAUUCUACCAGCUCUAACAUAUCAUGUUAUUUAAAAGUUAACUUUUAGAAGAUUAUCUAUAUAACUUCUGUAUUUUACAUAAGUGUGUGUGUUUUGUCCUGACAGAAGUUGUACGUCCUGUGCUUUUUUGUAUUCCUCCAAUCAGCCUGUUGCUGCACCAUACGAGAGAAAUGUAAUCAGACACCUGCAUGCUCUCUCUCCCUCCCUCUCUCCCCCUCCCUCUCUCUCCCUCUCUCUCUUUACAUGUGUGUUCAGCAGGAUACUGUAAUCUGCCCCUGCAAUGGCCGUCUUUAGUCAUCAGGUGCUCUUUGCUGUCACUCGUUCAAGGUAAGGUAAUCAGCACAUGCUUCCACAUGGUUUCAUGUUAUGUAAAACAGGAGGUCUGCUAAAGUAAAGCAUGUGGUUUCCGUCUAGGUUUAAUUACACGUUAAACUGGUUUUCUUCACAAAGUUCAGUUACACUAAUUACAAGACUCCUGGCUGAAGUCUCUGUUGUGUUUGAGGAGACUUAAAAGCAACAGGUUGUCUUUGUUUACAUAGAGUCUGCUACAGUGAAACCUAUCCAGAGUUACCCCAUCAUGACUCAAGCGGGAGGGUAAACACGGGGACGAGUUCAUGUUGAUGGUGCAAGAUCAGCUAAAAAGUGGACAGCCAGGGUGACACCACCGGGCAGCUCAGUUUACUUUAAAGGGGCAGCUGCUGGUACACAUUUGUUACUUUUGCACACCUCUAGAGCACUUAUAUUGUUACACAACUUAAACUCAGAGUCAUUAUUAGUAUUUUUAUUGUUGCAACAUAGCCAUAUGAACUGUGAUAGCUUAUGAACAGUUGUGCACAGCCUGUUUUACCACACCAUGAAUUUAUGAAUCAGGCCUUUUUCCUUCAACUUAGAAAAGUUUAUCUUUCAUAACAGGUGUGUGCUUGGUCUAAAUUAUCAUUUAUGAUUGGUACAAAGAAAAUAUAUUAUCCUGAAUCUUCAAUCUGAGUGGGGAAAAAAAUUAACCAAAGCCAGUAUUAAAAAACAGAGUUAAAUGUUAUCUGUUGUAAUUGGAUAAAGACACAAAUAUAGUGUGGUAUAGUUAUCAAACUCUUUUAAGGAAAUAAAAGAUAGUAAAUAAAAAAAAAAAGAAAAUAAAAAGUGAACAAAAGGUACUUUUUUUUCCCCCCAAGACUAGUACCAAAAGAUGCAUAGCAAGUUCCUAGUAUAGCCGUUUGUAUACACUGGACGGCUCUUUCUGAUUCUUGUAAGUUAAGCUUUCAGCUGCCAGUAUAAUACGUGGUCCUCUACACUGUGUUUCAUGAAUGCUGAUGUUUCUGUAGCUGCGUCAGUGUACAUGUUUUAUAGCAAUGACUGUAUUCAGUUGGGGGGUAAAAAAUGCAUUAGAAGUAGCCUCUGGAGACACAGUUUAGGCUUAAAGUCAGUCCAGUAUAGAAGUUUAGGACCCUUUUCUUUGUUUUGGAUGCAAUAACUUCUGAUUUUCAAGAAGAGGAGAUCAUUUCAGAUAAAUCUGAAGAGCGGGACGUUUUGCUGAGUUUAUUUUCUUCACCUCCUGACCAUGUCCUCAUAACCUUACAUCACUGCCUGUUGAGUGGCUUUGGUUUUAUUGACUUGUGAACGCAGCGCUGAUGCUCACUCUGCACAGGUGGUACUUUACCUACUCAGCAAGUUAAUCAUUAAAACAACAGAGGCAUAGGUAGAACAUGUUACACAACCAGGUGGGAGAGUACUGUGUCUUUUUUUUUUUUUAAGGUGUUGAACAUGCAGACAAAAAGGAGACACACACAGAGAUUCGCUUUUCUGUGAUCGGCUUAGCCAAAAAGGAGCAAACAAAUACAUUUAGAUUUUAUUUGUAAAAGGAGUAGAAAUAAAAAAAAGGAUAAUUAUUAUAUACCAGAGAAAUUUAAUCAUUUUUUUAGUGAAUAGUUGUUUAAAAUUUAGAAUAUUAAGCACGCUUAACAAUAAAAAACCUUUAAUAUUUUCUAUUAUGUAGUCUUUGUGAGUGAUACAGGGGUAUAACUGCUUAACCAACGUCAAACAAAGCAAAGACUUUUAAGGCUUUACUACAACAAUUUGUGAUGGCCUUUUUUAUCUGUGAUUUGUGCAUUUUGUGAGCCAAACGAUCAACUGAUUUGACAGAGAAAAUAGUCAAUAGAUUACCAAAAAAAGGCUGAAAUGAAGUUAAUAAAGCUAAAACAGGAUGAUAUCUUGUCCCUGCAGGAGGGUGAUCAAGUUCUCAGGAACUUCAACUGUCUCUUUGCAGUUAAUCUAUAAAUUUUCAGAGUUGACAUUAGGUAAUAGGCACUUAUACAUACUUUUCGUACUCUUUCUGCCAAGUUCUCCCUGCAGGAUAUUAUGUCAUAACUAACCAGUUUUUCUUGUCUCUGUCUCUGUCUGCAGGGGAUCAUACUUGCUAUCCAAGAGGCAAAGCUGCUCAUCUCUGUCUUCCAAAGCGUAUCUCCACCUAGACCCUCCACGCCACAACUCGUCCGUACUCACACUCAGGCACUCCCGCUACGGCUACCCCAACUGUUACCGCGGCCACGCCCUCAGCCGUAAUCACAACUCCGCCCUGCUCGCCCGCUCUCUCCACAGCUCAGGUGUCUGGCUUCAGGACAUAAAGCAGGAGGACACUAAAGCCUCAACAGCCGCCGCCACACAGGAUGCUAUAAAAAAGGAAUCUGUUGCCGCUGCGGCCCCGUCUCCACCUCCAUCAGCCCCUGCCCAAACAUCUGCCUCCACUACCACCACCACUACUGCCACCACCACAGCAGCCGCCGUGCCUCCAGUGCAGGAGCGGGCAGUUGUGAAAAAGUCUAUAUAUCACAGGAUUGUGGAUGAGUUGAAGCAUUACUACAAUGGCUUCCGGUUACUUGGUAUUGACAUCAAUAUUGCAGGCAGGAUGGUGUGGAGGCUGCUGCACGGACAACUGCUCACACGCAGGGAGAGGAGGCGGGUAAGAGAAGCUAAAUAUACAUUAUACGGAUUAAGAGUAUGCAGUCCGUUUGCUGUUUUAAGAUUGACUUAUGGUUAGUUGUAAUCCUCUGCAGUGUCAGACACGGGGAUUCAGAAGAUUUAUGGUCAUUACAUUAUUGUCAUGCAUCAACAAGUACAAUCCUUUAUGGCCUAGGAAGACACUAAAAUAAAGAGGUGUAAGAUGACAGAUGAGAAUACAACUGUUCACGUGGAUCACUAUAUAGACAGGCAUCAGAGGAUGAAGGUUUGGAGUCAAAUCCAUGACCAUUUUGUAGGGUACAUGUGGGGUCCUGCUUUGUCAACUGAGUUUGGCCCACGACCCAAUUUUUUUUUUAUAUUGGACCGAAAUACAGAUUGAUGAUGAAACUACACAUUAGCUGAAGUACAAAAGAAUAUGUUGUUGCCUACUAAGUGCAGUUCUGAUAAAUUCAGGCAGAAGAAAUAAUCAAAGUCGAAGUAAACUAUAUCCAAAAGUUUGGCUUCUAAGCCAAUUAUUAAACUGAAAACUAUAUAAUAGACUUAACAAUCAAUCAGUUUAUACACUUAAGUGAAACCAGCAUCAUAUCAGUAUUUGUGGCUAAGAGUAAAUCUGUACACACAGGUCUCUGGUUUCACAUCAGGACUGAACUCCUUGAGUUUUUCAUGAGCUGUUUUAAUUCAGUGUUGCACCAGCUCUUCCUUCACACACAAGAAUUAAAAACCUUUGUUCUUAUAUUGUCCUGGUUUCUCGUAUUGAUGUUCUUCAGUUGCCCCCAGGUCGCAGAAGAGUGCCUGUCUGGCUCCUUUACAGAAGUCUGGUUAACUUUUUGUCGUCACAAAAGACCUCCCUCUAGAGGAGGCCGUACCGUGUCACUCUUCCUCCCAAAUCGUCACCAGUAAACCAGCAGGGCAUUAUUUACGACCUAAGUGAUCCCUUUGUAUGUUUUACAUCUUAGCAUGUCAAUAAGGAAUGUGUACAGUGUGUUCCCUGUGUCGUAAUAUAACCCUACAACAGCUGUAAGGGGCAGCAGUGAGUCAACCAUCAGUGCGUCCAUUUUUAUUGUUCAAUCGACAGAAAAGUAAUCAGCAAAUCCUUCAAGUUGUUUGUUACGACAAGGUGUUGCAGCACUUUCACUACCACUGAGAACAAACUAAAUAUCUCAAGAUCUGGGACUGUUGUGAGGACAAAACUGGACUUUUGAAGGUGUAAUGUAGUCGCCUCCUCCUCAGUUCGCUUUCACUUUUGUUUUGCCUCUGAGCCCAAGCUUAGCAUAAAGUCUGUACAUGCUGCUCUCAGUACAGAAAUGUUUAAGAAUGAACAGACUGUGGACAAAUGACCUUUUAAGAAAUGUACACAUAAAGAUCAAUUUUUAAACAAAUACUCUCUUUAUUGUAGUUUUGCUCAUAUUAUGGCAGUCGUGGUAGAAGAAAGUACUGUGCCAAAUCACAAUCUCACAACUAUCCGUCAAUUUUAUUACAAGAAACACUCCAAACUACAGCUGAAAUGUCGCAUAAUCUGCUGGUUUGGACUGUUUUCACUCUUAUAUUUACUCUUGUAUAGCUGUGAAUAAUCAGGAAAUGGGCGACUGUUUUGCAAGUGUUAGUGCACAUACUGUCUUAGACCACAGUGUCGUAGUCGUUACACAAGUUGUGAAACACUGAUCCCAUGCUCGUCUUAUGGUGGUGUUUAUAAAACAUUGAUACCUUUUGAAAUUGAAGCUGACUUUCUUCUUCCUUUUAUACUCGGAGCUCAAUGUUAGUUUCAAAUGUCUCUUCAUACGGCAGACACUGGUUGAUCAUUGGAAAAGAACAUACUGUCACUACAUGUCUCGCUGUCGGACUGGUGUGCACAUGAUGUGUAUGUGUGUGUGCAACCUGAGUGACCCAAGCUCUGCACAUGCUAUGGUGAAUCUAUAUUUGGGCUGUUUUAGAGGAGAACUGGCAGAGUGUCAGGGCACGUGUAAUGUAUCUCAUCAGCUAAUACAGCACUGAAGACCCCAGGUGCUGAUGCCCCUGCCAGGGCACAGACACUGUCCUGUUUUACUGUCCACACUUAAGUGUCAUUGACUCAGUUUUCCUUUGUACUUUCAGCUGAUGAGGACCUGCGCCGACCUGUUCCGUCUGGUGCCCUUCAUGGUGUUCAUCAUCGUUCCUUUCAUGGAGUUCCUCCUGCCCGUCUUCCUCAAACUCUUCCCAGAGAUGUUGCCCUCCACCUUCGAGACGGAGACCAAAAAGGCAUGUGUUCAUAUACACAAAUGCACAGACACACACACACAUCCUGUCUCAUGAAUGACCUCUCGACAGAGUCCAUGAUGAUUAUGUAACAUUGUAGAUAUGGCUGUUGCACUAAGAAGCUCUCGUCCAUACAGCCACAUGACUUUAUCUAAUCUAGGCAAUUUACUUGGCUGGAUUAGCACAAUAUAAACAACAUGCCGCCAGUGCUCACAAAAACCUCAACAAACCCAAGACCUGAUCCUUUAAAAGCACCUUAGUAUAAUUAAUAUAAUCAUUACAAUAAAGAAAGACAAUUAUUUCUUUGUUGGUGUCUAAUCUCCUGUUAAUGGAAAGCAGCAGGUCUCUGUUCUUGGUCCAGUCAGCCCGUCAGCUCGGAUUCUCUCGAGUGUUUCUGGUUGAGCAGCUCACAGAUAUGCUCUCGGGUUUAUGGGCAGCACAGACGUGUCCAGCCACUGUAAGUUUGACUGAAAACAAAGAAGAAAAAGAAAGAAGGCAUAUUUUUACAGUAGAUUACAGUAAGGUGGCAAAAUCAGGCUGAGAGAUACCAAAGAGGUAUGUAAAUGUUUGUUUUAUGACUUUCUUGCAAACUUGUCAGACAUUUUGUUACAAGAAACACACAUGGUUCUUUUUCGCAAAGGUUUUGCUUUAUUCAAUGCCUCUGUUGUGGUAAAAGUUAAUUGUCUAGUGCAAGAGAUCUUUGUACUCUUUGUACUUCUGCCGUCAGAACUCUAAAUAAAAGAAACACUGUGCCUGUAGUGCUGUAUUUGCUGUAUUCUAAUGCCUCUAACUCUCCCCGUAUCUGAAAUAGUUAGUAUUUUCUAACUCAUCCCUGUCCCCUUCCUUUCCUUCCUGCAGGAAGAGAAGCAGAAGAAGGGGCUUGCGGCUAAGCUGGAAUUGGCCAAGUUUCUCCAAGAGACCAUCGCUGAAAUGGCUCGAAGGAAUAAAGCGAAAGCUCAGACGGAAGACGAGACGCAGCGCUUUUCCACAUAUGUUCAGAAGGUAGGUUACAGAGCAAGUUCUGUGCUGAAACUCAACUCUAGCCCGUACACAGAUGUUAUGAUGCCUGCUCUGCUCUGCUCUGCUCUGUGUUCUGUCUGAAUGUUUCUCCUGUUUUGUCAUACCUGAAAUCUGAGGUUUUGAAUAUGUUAGUAAUAGAAAAGAGGCAAAACAGGACGUGGCUGAGAUUUCUUUAGCAUCUAAUUGUACGCUAACGAUGCUUUGUGACUCUGUAAGGUUCGGGGCACAGGUGAGCAGCCCACCACCAAGGACAUCGUCCGGUUUUCAAAGCUGUUUGAGGAUGAGCUGACACUGGAGCACCUGGAGCGCCCCCAGCUGGUGGCUCUGUGUAAACUGCUAGAGCUGCAGCCCAUCGGUACAAACAACUUGCUGCGUUUUCAGCUGAUGAUGCAACUUCGAACUAUCAAGUCAGACGAUGAGGUGAGUCUGAGUACUGGAGGCUGGUGGUGAUUGGUCAGGAUGUUGAUUUUCCCCAGUAGUGUGAAGUUUAAGAUGAUUCUUGUGCUUUUGCAAAGAUGUUUGAUUUCCCUCUCUGUGCUCACAGAUGAUUGCAGCAGAGGGUGUGGCAGCUAUGAGUGUGUCAGAGUUGCAGGCUGCGUGCCGUAGUCGUGGGAUGAGGUCUCUGGGUCUCACCACCGAUCAGCUACGUCUGCAGAUGCAGCAGGUGAGCCGCUGGAUGUGGUUUUACGGCUGACUUUUAAUUAUUGACUAAUUGUGUUUUUUUUAAAAAAGAAAAUAAACAACCCCGUGCCAUAACUGUAAAUGAAUAAAAAUCUGUGCUCUCACAUCUUUUCACCAUUUCGACAUAAAUAAAUGUGUUUCUCUGUGUAGUGGCUGGAUCUUCACUUGAAGGAAAACGUUCCCCCAUCACUGCUGCUGCUCUCCAGAGCCAUGUACCUGACUGACCUCAAACCAAAACCUCCAGUCAUCCCACCCGUUCCCAAACUCGAGGUUUGUUGUUGCAAUCUACUUAAAACAUUACAAACCGCACCAUUGUAUGUUCACUGUACAGACUGUGCAGAUUAUGCUUGUUCUCAGCUGAAAAUUACACGUACGUCUCGUUCGAUCUCUUAAUAGGGAGCAUGAGCUGUUUCAUAACUAAGUCUAAUGUUUCUGGGUCAGACCUUUAGUAUCAACAACCUUGGCUGUAAACUAACAAUUAAUUUUCUGUAACUGGAUUAAGGUUUUAGUCUCUGAAAUGUUUUUGACUUUCAACCACUCAGUGAGACAUAAACAAGACUGUGGAGUGGUUUGUGGGAUUUAUCUUCUGAUCACAUGUUUUGUUUUUCUCUCUUUUUUUUUUUUUUUUUAGAAAAGUACUCCUCCUCCAGUGGAGAAUACAGGAGCAAACACAACCACAGUCUCCACAGACAUGUUGGCGGACCCUGCCAUUAUCAUCAAAGACAGACAGGUCAGUCAGUGUUCUGUUCAAAACACAGCCACAUGACAAAUGAGAUGAGAUGAGCAGAGAGGAAAAUGGGUCAUCGGUGCGACUAAGAAUAGAUCUCUGCUAAAAUAUUAGUUUGUACAGAAGAUUUUUGUGUCAUACCCAAGAGGCAGCACAGCCUUUUUCCAAUCACUGCUGAUCACCCUCGGGUAUGAAGCAGUUAGAAAACUAUCAUUCAGUCCUUUUCCACAUUUGGUCAUUUUUGAACACAGUGUAGGACGAAUACUCGCAUAAUUUCCUUUUUGUUUUAGGGAAAGUAUCAGAACAACUCAAGUCUGACUGUACAUUUCAUUUGAAUGUUUGAUCUGUGAAGUAAUAAUCACAGGCCAGUUUUGAGGCCAGCUGAAUGAUGAUGUGGUAAUGGUUUCUUUGCAGGUGGAGGAGUUGAGAGACAAGGCCCCUGUGAUCCCAGACAAACCUCUGACUCCUGCUGAAGUCCUUCAGGUAAGGCCCCCAUUGUUCUUUGGACCUGUGGAAUCAACAGAAACCAGCACAGAGUUUGAUGCUUCACAGCGCCUCAUAAUCCAGUUAGUUCUUCCUGGCUUUGGUCUUUCUCACAUGACUCACUAAUCUCUCACAGUGGGACAUGGUUACUGUUCCUAUGAAAAGCACCCAUUCUGUCAGACAGAGGGUGCUUUAAUAACAAUAGAAAACACACGGAAGCCGGUCAGAAAUCUGUGGAGAUACUGGAUAUACUGUUGGCGUUACACUUUCAAAUUUGAGAGACGUCUGCGAUUACAGAACAGUUCAUGCAAAGUCAGAUCAACACGUCUCAAGUUGAUCUCUGUGAGGUCUAAAAAUAGUCGAUAAAUAUAGACCCAUCACUCAGGCACGCUUUCCAGAGAUCUUCUUAAACUUUAAAGAGAUACUACACAACAUCAAAACCUAUCAGCCGGGGCGGUUUUCACAUGGUUUUGAUGACUCAUAGUCUUGAUGCUACAAAAACCCAAGAUAAGCUUCUUUUCUUGCAAUUUGACAAGCCCUUUGCUGCUUGAUUUUUCCUUUCAAGUGUUAAGCUUGAAACCAGAAAACCAGUAAAACACAACAUUACUGGAUUGGUGUUUGUGUUCAUAAAUUUUGACUUUAAAAAAAGAAAAAAAGGACAUGACCGCCAGUACUUGACACCAACUCAACAGUAGGUGUAUCUAAGGAGAAAAAGGUCACUGACAAAAAUGCUGACACAACAUCAAAGAUACAAACUCUGUUUAGAUAAAUUCUAUAUUAUUAAAGUUACCCUGAGAUAGAAAAGCUGUCUGUCUAUAGAUGGAUUUAUAAUUAAAGCACCUCACAGUUGGAAAAGAUGAAGAUCUUUAAAUGUCAUGUUGUCAAAGCACCACAUUGAAUCUAAGAGUAUGAUGAUGUGAACUUGGCAGCCUGCCUACAUUUUAGUUACAUUAAGAUCAGUUCCCCUCUCAUAUGUACACAUCCACAUCCACAUGUCCAAACAAACACCAGUGUCAUUUUAGGGGAUGUUUGUUUUUCCUCUCUGGGCUUCAAGAGGCCCAGUGCGUACGAUUAUGAAUUAGAUUUAUGUGGUUUAAUUGAUCUGUUUUGAGAAUACCUAAGCAGAGGAAGUGCUGUGAUUGUUUUAUUUAGAGACCUCACUAAUAAGGAAAUUCUGGAGUCUGGUGAUACACCCCAAAUAUAUAUUAAGGGAUGUCAAGGAACACUGCGUUUAAGUCACAGCCACCUCUGGUAAUACAGCAGUCUGAAAAGCGACCCCAGUCUGCAUUUUAUCUGGCUUUUAACUUUUGAAAUAUCAAUUUUUUCUCUCUUGACCUUUGCCUUGUGAUUUUACUGUUUAACCACUUUGAGCAAAUGAACAAAGACUAAAAAAAGGCCCCAGAGAUUUUCUAUUCAGUACAGGGAACCUCACUAAAAAACACUUGAUUUUGAAGUUGCUCUUACUCCUGUGACCUUUUCCAACAGGCUAAAGCGGCAACAGAAGUGACCCAGAAGAGCAAGAUGAGUGCCAAUGGCGUUUAAAGAGGAGCAGGAGCCUUUGGACUGAAGAGCGGAUGAACCUGUACAGACCUGAGUCCAAAUGAGGGAUGACAGGGAUGUGGUGGUCAUACGAUGAUCUACAUUUCAGUAGCCUUUAUUUAUUCUAGAGCUACUCCGUAAAGAUCUUUGUCUCUGUCUGGAUCGGAGGGAUAGGGAAUCACUGGCUCUGUCCAGCGUUGUAUACAGCUUAUUGAUGAUUCAGCUCAUCCAGGAGUCCUGCUCCUUCCUCGUCCCUUUCUUUUACAUCCAGGAAAGGUCUGCUUCAUCUCUUUGCCGCCAUGACCCCUCUGCUUUUGCAUUAGUGCACUCCGUUUUCUGGAACUCUCCAUUCGAGCUGGGAUAACCAGCCUUAAAUUUCACUGGACUGUGAUUACUCUGACCUUAUAUUCUGGGGGAAGCCUGAACUGCCCAUCACAGAGUUGCUCAACUCAGUGUCUCCCUACAGUCUAGAUGGUUUCCUCCUCCUCCUCCUCCUCCUCCUCCUGUAAAUUUGUAAAUAUCCUGUAUAUUUUUGUUUCUGUCAUCACAGCAGCAGCAGAGUUGUACAUUUUGCUAUGCAAAGGCCUAAUUUCUCUCAAGAACUUAAGAGUUUUUCUCUUUUAGCAGUUUAACUUUUGUUUUAUUUGGAUUCAUUUUCACUCCUGAUGAGGAUAUGAGAGAGAAUUCACUGUUUUUACAGGUAUGGUUCUGUCAAACUUUUUGGUUCAGUUUUCGGUCCCAAACACUUUUUUACUCAGCAAUCUGAAACCAGCCUGACGUGCCAAAGCAACCAUCAAAAUUGGCACAUCCAGAAUCUGUGAUAGAAUAAAAAUGCUAUUAAUUCCAUCUUAUAAAGUCAGCAGGUAGACCUGUAGACUCGGACCGGCCCUGAAUCAAAACAGGGUAACUUGUUUCAGCAAACAAAGACCUGUUCAUCAUUAAGAGAGAGCUCACUCCUUAAGCCCAGAGUUGACUGAUAAAAUACGGUCUGUCUGCUGGUAAACCACUUAACGGACAGCCCGUUAAAAAGAAAAACCUCGAGUUUAUUUGCAUAUACAUUGUAUUAAUGUGUUUUAACACUAUGACGCUACAAUUUCUUGAAACUGAAAGAGAAAAUACUUGAUGUAUUAUUAAUAUUGGAGAGAAGCUUAAACCUAAAGCCACAACUGAGAUUAAUGUUAUUUUUUUAGUAUUGUGGCACUGAAAGAUGUACAUGUAUAGCAUUAUGACCAUUUUGCGAAAAGCUCUCAUAAGUAUUUGACCAUAACUAUUAUACAAAAUUUUAACACAUAAACAUGGAAAACUACCGUUUCUGUUUGUGUUUAGCAGUGCUCCCAUCCCCCCUGUGUAUAUUUGGAAGAAUUGGAGUUUGAAAGUUAGAAACCAGAGUUAUUUUUUAUCACCACACCAUUUUCCCCUUAUGAAUCUGUCUGUAGGCGCCUAAUAGAAGAGGAUGACCUAAAUGGCAGAAUAUUUUUGAGCCUAAAAACAUUGCUAACAAAGAAUUAUAUUAUUGGUUUUACAUAUGUGCCUAAAAUUAAAGGGCGAUUGUGGUCACAUUUUUCAUCCAAGAACAGAGUUUCUAUAUUGUACCAUCGUCAGUUAUUUGGUUGGAUAUUUCACCAUAGUGUUUACCAUGCCCAGUUGCUCCUUUAGUCGAAUGUCCCCUUUCUCCCUCCCCACAUUUGAUCUGACUAUCAAUUCAAAUGGAAAAUGAAACCACUAAAAAUGAUGGAACAGCAAUCUCCCUUUCAAACAGCCUUGCCCAAGUGACGCAGAGGGGACUAGGGGGGAAAAAGGUAUCACUGUAGUUGCUAUAUGGUCUCUGGUUUUUGCUGCUGUCAUAUUUAUAAAAAGUUUAAAAAGGUAUUUUGAGUAGAAGUGAACUGAUUUAUGCAACACUGACUUGUUGCUGCAGUAAUACUCCCCAGACUUAUUGGUUUAAUUGUGAACUGGUGCAAACUACUUCAAGAUUAGAGUACUGACCAGUGCUUAAAUAUCAGUAAGACUUGUUCAACUGAACAAUCUAAACCACUUUCCUCUACAUCGGCCAUUAAUUUUCACCAUCCCUCUCCUUCGAGGAGCAAUGUUUGUUUACUUUUCAGUCAUCAGCACCAUGGUGAGUUCAUCAACAAAGCUUUGCCUGUGUAGAAACUGUUAUCUGCUGAUACUGCAGAUGGUUUGUACAUCAAUACCAUCAUGAUGUGUUUUCUGUCUUCAGGCUCAUAUUUGUUCUGUUUAAAUUUGCACUGCUGUCCAGUUACUUCUGACUUGCAUUGGAUUUAUGCAUCACUUUACCAUGGCAAAAGAGUGUUAGAGUAAUGGAAAGAAACAAAUACACAUGAUUAAAUUCAUGAAAUCCCCCCUGAAUCUUGUUGUAG